CACUCGUUCAAUACGGUUAGCGUUAAGCGUCGCGACGCCAACAUUCUCUCCGUACUGAAAUAGCAAGGUAUACGUUCAGUAGCCGAUUUUCGGUGAAGGCGUACGCACGCCGCGUGUUUGUUGUUGAAGCCGUUUAAAUAUUUAUAUAUUGUUUUAAAGCAAACAGUGCUAUUGUACUGAUGGAUUGUGUUUUGGUUUGUGUAAAACGCCGUAGAUCCUCGGUUCUUUAACAGUUGAUAAUAGCAGCAAAUUGAGAUUGAUCAGACAACUUUCACUGUACAAUUUUCCAUUUGCGCUCAAUUUGUGGCGUUGCUAACGUAAAAAUUACUUAAACAAACUGGUUGCAUCGCGUAUACCGAAAUCGAUUCUGUGAUUGACCCGUUUUCGUGUGCCUUAUUGUAUAAAAAUGGAAAUGACAAAGAUGGAGUUUAACGUGCUUAAAUCGAUAAUGGACCUUGUAUCGUUCUUUUUAGUAUCGACAGUACUAGUAAUUAAAGCAAUCAUCUAUGGCUGCCUACCGAAAUCCUACAAGAAGAAGAAGAAUUUCGAAAACGAAAUCGUUCUAAUCACCGGUGGCGCCGGCGGCAUCGGAAGGCUCGUAGCCCUUAAACUUGCCAAACUGAACGCGAAAAUUGUUUUAUGGGACGUUGAUACGUCAGGUAUUGAAGAUGCCGUAAACCAAGUGAGAGGGAUCGGCGGAAAGGCGUACGGCUACAAAUGCGAUCUAACGGAUAGGGAGGAUGUGUACAGAACCGCUAAUAAGGUUUACGAGGAAGUCGGACAGGUAACGAUCCUCAUCAAUAAUGCCGGAAUUGCUUCGGGGCGCCUUCUUCUGGAUACUCCCGAUCAUUUAAUCCAGCGGACGUUUGACGUGAACAUUAUCUCUCAUUUUUGGACGACCAAGGCGUUUUUGCCGAAGAUGAUCGACAGUAACCACGGGCAUAUCGUCACAAUCGCAUCCUUGGCAGGUCACAUUGGAGUACACAAGCUGGUCGAUUAUUGCUCGUCGAAAUUCGCCGCCGUCGGUUUCGACGAGUCGUUGAGGAUAGAACUCGAAAAGCUGGGGGUUACUGGCGUUAAAACGACCGUAGUGUGUCCCUACUUUAUCCAAGCGACUGGGAUGUUCAACGAUGUCGUCUCCCGUUUCGUGCCGACAUUGAAAUCCACCCAAGUCGCCGAUGAGAUCGUCGAGGCGAUCGAGCUGGAGAAGUUGAGCGUGAUCAUCCCGCGAUACUUGGGAAUAUUAUGCGUGAAGUGGAUUUUACCUUGGACUGUCAUCUCACUGUUCAUGCGCAAUAUCGUCAGUAACGCCGGACCUACGCACGCCGAAGCCUUGCCUCACGAGAAUAAAAAAAUGCCAGAAAAAGGAAUGUUUCAAACGAACGCAGAAUCCGAAUUGCAUCACAGGGCCCACGUUACCGAAAAGAGAUAAUUAUUUUUGUAUUUGUUAAGGAAAUACAGUUUUGAUGGAUGCGUAUGCGCGCGCUUAAUUAAAAGAUCUAAAUUUCU
Molecule: messenger RNA, 1509 nt
Organism: Photinus pyralis (common eastern firefly)
Lineage: Eukaryota; Metazoa; Arthropoda; Insecta; Coleoptera; Lampyridae
Product: estradiol 17-beta-dehydrogenase 11-like
Exons: 6
Coding region: 407-1432 (341 amino acids)
Cellular component (GO): lipid droplet
Molecular function (GO): oxidoreductase activity, acting on the CH-OH group of donors, NAD or NADP as acceptor
Source: RefSeq, a predicted model, not a curated record